Molecule: messenger RNA, 1156 nt
Organism: Vigna radiata var. radiata (mung bean)
Lineage: Eukaryota; Viridiplantae; Streptophyta; Magnoliopsida; Fabales; Fabaceae
Product: verprolin
Exons: 3
Coding region: 149-994 (281 amino acids)
Source: RefSeq, a predicted model, not a curated record
CUCACAAAGUGACACCAACAAAACUAAAGUGAACCACAGAAUCAUAACUUUAGUUCAUCUUCAAGCCUUCUCACUUUACUAGAACUCCUUAUAUUGCAAUGCAUGUACCAAUUCCUCUCCACUCUCUUCCGAUACCAAUUCUUCUACAAUGGAUUCAAUUCUUAGACUCACCAUUUCAAUUCUUUGUUUUUCAAUGCUAGCUUCCACUCUUUUUCCAAUGUGUGAUGCGUGGUAUCAUGGAAGAGGUAUAAGGGGUCACAGAAUCCAUAAAAACACCCUCAUUAAAUCCUCCAAGAAGCUGAAAGUAAAAUCUCUAAAACGUUUCAACAAAUAUUCACCAUUUGAUUCAUUUGGGUUCUCAGAUUUUAAUUCAUAUGGGUUUCCUUCUUCCAUACCCUUGCCACCUUACAAUUCACUCCCACCAUCAACUUCCAUUGCUCCUACAUUGGCACCUCCAAGCAUAGGUGGCAUUGGCAACCCUAAUCUCCCAGCAUUUUCACCUCUUCCAAGUCAACCUUCUCAUGGGCCCCCAAGCCCAAGAAGCAUUGUUGCUUCACCACCGCCUCCUUAUAUUUCUUCAAGCCCACCAAAGCAUUCUCCAAGCCUACCAGGACCACCAAAGAGUGUUCCAAGUCUAAGCCCGCCACCAUUGGUGUACCUGCCACCUGUGGUAUUCCCACCACCACCUUCGCCCUCCGCGCACCGCAGAAAGCCCCCACAGUACGCCCUUUGGUGUGUGGCAAAGCCCACAGUUCCAGACCCGAUAAUUCAGGAGGCCAUGGACUAUGCCUGUGGGUCUGGAGCAGAUUGCAAAUCAAUUCAGCCCAAUGGGCUCUGCUUCCAGCCCAACACUCUACUGUCUCAUGCUUCCUUUGCCUUCAAUAGUUACUGGCAGAACACUAAGAUUGGUGGAGGAACUUGUGACUUUGGUGGAACUGCCAUGCUCGUCACUGUUGAUCCAAGCUAUGACAAAUGCAACUUCAUAUUGGCUUAGGUGACACAAUAUUCCCUCAUCCCAACUUCCAUUUUUGAUGUAAUAAUAGUUAAUUCCAUGGCCCCAUGCUUUAUUGGAAAUACCUAUGAUGCCUUUCUACCCUUUCUUCUGCUAUUAUUAUUAAUCUUAUAGCUAUCGUGUUUUUUUUUUCUAAUAUUUUCA